This is a messenger RNA of Pistacia vera, 9998 nucleotides long. RefSeq lists its product as uncharacterized. Gene Ontology annotation, molecular function: ADP binding. NCBI's taxonomy places the organism in Eukaryota, Viridiplantae, Streptophyta, Magnoliopsida, Sapindales, Anacardiaceae. Bases 1 to 6819 code for a protein of 2272 amino acids. The transcript is spliced from 15 exons. The record is from RefSeq and is a predicted model, not a curated record.
AUGGCUGAAAUAGUUACUGUUGUUGGUUCCAAAGUUGCUGAACAAGUUACAGAGACUGUGUAUGAUUUCAUUUGUCGGAAGAUUUCCUAUGUGUUCAAGUACCAGAAGUAUAUAGAGAAGGCAAACGAACAAGUUGAGGAGGUUAGAAGUCGAAAACAAGAUGUGGAAACAGAUGUUGACGUUGCUGAAAGACAAGGGGAAGAGAUUUACAAUGAAGUUAAAGACUGGCUGAGGGGCGUGGAAGGUUUCAUGGAACGUGAAGUAAAGCUCGUUGAUGAUGAAGAUAAAGCAAAGAGGCGCUGUUUCAAAGGGCUGUGUCCUGAUUUGAUGAAACGAUACAGGCUCAGCAAGGAUGCAGAGCAGGUGUUAGAGGAUGGAGCCAAGCUCUUGGAAAAAGGAAAAUUCAGAGGAGUUUCCCACCCCGUUAUUCUACAGAGGACGGAAUCCAUAUUUGUCGGUGAGGAGUAUGAGCACUUUCACUCCAGAGAGUCCAAUUUCAACGAUAUCAUGGAGGCAUUGAAGGAUUCUACUGUUAACAUGAUUGGAGUAUACGGGAUGGGUGGUGUGGGCAAAACCACACUGGUCAGAAAAGUUGCUUGGAAAGCAAAGGAAGAUAAUUUAUUUGAUGAGGUGGUCUUUGCUGAGGUAAAACAGAAUCCGGAUCUUAAACAAAUUCAAGCCGACAUUGCUGGUCAAUUGGGCAUGGUAUUUAGAGACCAGGAGAGUCUAUCUGGAAGAGCUGAUCAAUUACGUUAUAGGUUGAAGAAUGCCAGAAUCAUUGUAAUUGUAGAUAAUAUCUGGAAGAAGCUUGACUUGAAGGUUGUUGGGAUUCCUUUUAGCUAUGAUGAUAAAGGUAGCAUCCAACAAGACAAGAAAGAAAGCAACGAUGAGCAAGUGCGAUGCACAAUAUUAUUAACAGCGAGAACACAAGUUGUAUUAAAACAAAUGAAUACUCAGAAGUAUUUAUCUGUUGAGCCUUUAGCUGAAGAUGAUGCAAGAAAUUGGUUUGGGAACAUUGUUGGUGAUUUAACAGAUAUAGCAGCUAAAAUAAUUGAAAAAUGUGCAGGUUUACCACUUGCACUUACAAUAAUUGCAAAUGCUUUGAAUGGUAAGAGUGAUUCUGUCUGGAGGGAUGCGUUACGUCAGUUAGAAAAUUCUAAUCCAAGAUGUGUUCCAGAAAUGGAUAACACUUUAUACUCAACUAUUGAAUUGAGUUACGAAUUGUUGAACAGUGAAGAAGCAAAAUCACUGCUUCUACUUUGUGCUCUUUCUUAUGCGGGUUGUGAUAUAGAUUUCAUUUGCCUUCUGGUAGGUGGUAUGGGGUUGGGCUUGUUUCAAGAUGUUUAUACGAUUAACGAUAGAAUGAAUAGAAUCAAGUCGCUGAUUGAUUAUCUCGAAGCUUCGUGUUUGUUGUUGAAAGGUAAUAAUAAUGAGACGGUCAAAGUGCAUGACAUCACUCAUGUUGUUAUUACAUCAAUUGCCAAAGAGAAACGUAUGUUUAAUUUUCAUGAUGCCGAUGGCUCUAAAGAAGUGUUGGUGAAGGAAAUGUACAAAGAUUCGAUUGCAAUUUCUUUGUGCUAUGGAGACAUUGAUGGGCUUCCUGAAAGGGUAAAGUUUCCGAACCUCCAGUUAUUUGUUUUGUUUCUUGAAAAAGAUCCUUUUUCACAAAUCCCAAACCACUUUUUUCAAGGGAUGAUGGAACUCAAAUUUCUAGAUUUGAAGAAAGUUCAUUUAUUACCACUACCCUCGUCCUUUCUUUGCCUAACAAACCUUCAAUCAUUGGCUCUGAGGAAUUGCACUUUAGGAGAUAUAACAAUGAUAGGAGAGCUAAGAAAUUUAGAGAUUCUUGGUUUUGAAGAUUGUGGUUUUGAACAGUUGCCUGAAAGUUUUAAACAAUUGUCGCAACUAAAGCUAUUACUAUUGAUCAAUUGUCCAAAGCUUAAAGUAAUCACACCAAAUGUCAUAGCCAGCUUGUCUCGAUUAGAACAGCUAUUUAUAUGUAAUAGCUUUGAUCGCUGGGAAGUUGAAGGACAGAAUAACGCUAGUCUUGCUGAGUUGAAGAGAUUGUCUCAACUGAACUCUUUACGCAUACAUAUCCCGAAUCUGCAGAUUAUACAGCAGGACUUUAUCCCUGAGAAUUUAGAUAAGUAUGAAGUACAUAUUGGAGAUGGAUGGGAGUGGUCUGGUGACUAUGAAACCUCGAGAACAUUGAGACUCAAGUGCAAUGGAAGUCUUCAUUUGAGGUAUGGGGUUGAAAUUUUGGUGGAGAAAGCUAAAUAUCUCUAUCUAGAUCAGCUAAAUGGUGUUAAGGAUAUACUUUGGGAACUUGACAGAGAAGGUUUCCCACAAUUAAAGCAUCUCUCUGUACAAAAUAGUUCUGAAAUUUUGUAUAUUGUCAACUCAAUGGGAUGCACUCCUUCUAAUGAUUGCUUUCCAAUCCUAGAAUCAUUGUUUCUUGUUAAUCUAAGUAAUAUGGAGAAGAUAUGUUGCAGCCUAGUCAAUGCGAAGUCUUUCAGCCAAUUAAGAGUCAUAAAAGUAGAAAAGUGUGACAGGUUGAGGUAUCUCUUCUCAUCCUCUAUGGCUGGAAACAUCUCUCAGAUAAAAGAAAUCAAAGUAACUGAUUGCAAGAAGCUAAAGGCGAUUUUUGGUGAAGAAAGUGCAAACCAUGUUGAUGAAAACGAAAGGAAUCGUAAGGUUGAGUUUAAACAAUUGCAUUCCCUAGUACUACAAUGCUUGCCACAAUUCAUAAUUUUUGGCUUGAAGGUUGUGUUUCCAAGAUUGGAGAACUUGAACAUGUCCUCGAUUAAUAUUGAGAACAUAUGGUUUGGUCAACCUCAACCAAUGUCUUCCUAUAUGCAAUGCUUAAAAAGCUUAACUUUGGAGGAUUGUAAUGGUUUGAAGUCUAUCUUUUCAUCCUCCAUGGUCAAAAGUCUCAUGCAACUCAAAAACCUUGUGAUAUGCAACUGUAAGUCAAUGGAAGCAGUAAUAUUUGACUCAGAAGGGUUAGAAGGAGAAGAUAAGAUAAUUGAUAUGAGUUUUCAAAAACUAUUCUACCUAAAGCUGGCGGCUCUUCCAAAACUCACAAGAUUUGGCACUGGAAAUUCAAUUGAAUUCCCCGCCUUGAAUGAACUUCACAUUGAGAGUUGCUCUAAUUUGGAGAUAUUCUUUCAAAAUUCUUUUGGUGUAGACACGCUAAGAAAGGAACCUGAUGAAGUGGGCUUGGAAAAAUAUAUUACUAAUAUAAAUCCCCUCUUCAACGAAAAGGUUGCUUUUCCAAGCUUGGAGAAGAUGAUACUCUUACACUUGGAUAACUUGCAGUUGAUAUGGCACAACCAACUCCAUAAAGAUUCCUUUUCCAAGCUAAAAGAAGUGAGAGUCGAAUACUGUGAAAAGUUGUUGACUAUUGUUCCUUCUAAUUCUACUCAAGGACUUCUUACCUUUCACAAUCUAGAAACAUUAACCGUUGACAGUUGUUGGAAUAUGAAAAGUCUCUUUCCAGUUUCCAUAGCUACUGGUCUUUUGCAACUUAAAGAGCUUACGAUUAUCUCUUGCGGGUUUGAGGAAAUUGUUGCCAAGGAGGAAGUAAAUGAGACCCCUAGUUUUUUGUUUCCUCAAUUAACCUUCCUCAGACUUGAUAAUUUAUCGAAACUUGAACAUUUCUACAUGGGGUUGCAUUCAAUAGAGUGGCCAAUGCUAAAACAGUUGUUGGUGUAUAAUUGUGGAAAGAUAAAAGUAUGUGCUUCAGAUGGAGAGAGUCAACCUGCCCUGUUUUCCUUUGAAAAGGUCAUACCCAAUUUGGAAUGUUUGGGUUUAAAUGCCGAUAACAUUACACCCAAAUGCUUGGAUCGUAUUCCGGCUAGGAGCUUUAGGAACCUUAAAUUUCUUGGACUGGUUAAGUGUGGCAACGAAUUAAUGGCAUUUUGGUUUGGUGUUCUUAAAAAAUUGUACCAUCUGAAUUCACUCUAUCUAUAUGAUUGUACUUUCCAAGAACUAUUCCCAUAUGAAGGAUGUCUAUGGAAAAAAGAUUCCCAAGUGGACACAUUUCUUCAAAAUCUUCAAACUCUGGAAAUAUGGAGAUGUCAUCGUUUGACAUAUUUAAUGUCGUCCUCCACGAUUUUCUUCAAAAACAUUAAGAAUUUGGAAGUCCAUUGUUGUAAUGGAUUGGCAAAUAUAUUAGCAUGCUCAGCAGCGAGAGCUCUUGUCCGUCUCACAACAAUCAGAAUAACAGAAUGCAAGUUUGUGACAGAGGUAAUAGUGACUGAGGUAGAGACAACGGAAGAAGAGAUUGUUUUCAGCCAAUUGAAAAUUCUGGAGCUUCAUUGUUUAACAAGCCUCACAAGCUUCAGCUCAGCCAAUUGUGCUUUCAAAUUCCCAUGCUUAGAACAAGUAAUUGUUAGUCAAUGCCCCAAUUUGAAGAUCUUUUCCCGAGAAGGCUUAAGCACACCAAAAUUAAAGAGAGUACAACUAACACAGAUGAUUGAUGAAGAAUAUUUGUGGAAAGAUGACCUUAAUUCCACUAUCCAUCAGAUGUUUACGAAUAUGGUUGGUUUUCGUGAAUUCGGACAUUUGAAGCUUGGUGAAUUUCCCACUUUAAAAGAAAAUAUAUGGAAUGGCAAAGUUCCAAUUGAUUUAUUCUACGAUUUGAAGUCGCUAGUGCUAGAUGGGCUUUCUGGUGUUGCAACUAUAAUUCCAUCCAAUGUGUUAAGCUACUUCAAAAAUGUGGAAACAAUAGAGGUAAAAGGCUGUGAUUCCCUGAAAAAGGUGUUUGAUAUGGAAGAGCAACUUGAUUAUGUUGAUGGACAUGCAACGAAGAGAAGUCAUCAUGAAAUUUUGGGCUUCAAAAAUCUGAAAUCAUUGAAAGUUGAUCACUGCAACAACUUGAGAUACAUAUUUACUGCAUCUUUUGUCUCGAGCCUUGUGCAACUCGAACAGAUAGAAAUAAAAAGUUGUGCUUUGGUUGAAGAAAUCAUUACAAAAAGAGGGGAAAAGAAUGCGGUCAUUGAUAAAAUUGAAAUCCCUCUGUUGAAGUCCAUUAAUCUUGAGUCUUUACCAAGCUUGACAAGCUUCUAUUCAGGAAGUAGUAUUUUGGAAUGUCCUCCCUUGGAAACUAUCAUCAUAAAAGACUGUCAGAAUAUACAUUUGAAGGACUUCAGCCUCCACUUUCCAUCCCUUUUCAGUGAAAAUGUUGUGUUUCCUACCAUGGACGACUUAACUUUAUCCUCAACCAUCACUGAGUCGAUAUGGCAGAGCCAACUGCCAGCAACAUCUUCUUGCUUUGAGAAGUUAACAAUCUUGGUCAUCGAUGGCUUUGAUCAUUUAAAAUAUUUUUUCUCUUCUUCAAUGGUCAAAAGCCUUUUCGAAUUGAAGGAGCUUGAGAUAUCCAAUUGUAAGUUGAUAGAAGGAAUUAUAGUUGAAGAUGAGGAGAGGACGAAUACAGUUCUGUUUCCUAAAUUAUACCAGCUGAAGCUUAGAGAUCUUCAAAAACUCACAACGUUCUGCCACUCCACGGGAAAUUUUGUUGAAUUGUCCUCCUUAUUCAGAUUGUGGAUUGAAAAUUGUCCUGGUAUGAAAUCAUUUGUCUCCAAUUCUAUAUGGAGUGACAUGACAUCAACCAGAAAACUUGAAGAAAGGAACUCAAAUGAGAACCUCCACGCUCACAUGCAAUCUCUUUUUGAUAAAAAGGUAAGACUCCCUUGUUUGGAGAGAUUGAAAAUCCGUUCUGCUGAUGAGUUGGUAAAAAUAUGGGACGAUCAGGUCUCUUUGGAUUCCUUCUGCAGUUUAAAUCGUGUGUUUGUACGGUUUUGUAAAAAACUUGUAAAUGUUUUUCCACCUAACAUGCUUGGGAGACACCAAGAACUAGAGUGGCUGGAAGUACAAAAUUGUGAUUCAGUUGAAGAGAUAUUUGAAGUGCUAGAGAAAAGAUCUGGCAUAAUGGAGGAAAUUGUUGCUAAUGAAGAAGCAGGUCAUAGAUUUGUGUUCUCCAAAUUAACAAGCUUGUAUCUACAGAUGCUUCCAAGUCUCAAAAGUCUUUACCCAAAAAAACAUAUUUCAGAAUGGCCGGUUUUAGACGAGUUGAAGGUAUGUGGAUGUAACAAUGUGGAGACUUUAGCUUCAGAAUUUCUGAGCAUCAAAGGGACUCAUGGACAGAGUCAAAAUGAGACCCCAAAUCAAAGACCACUGUUCUUGGUUUACAAGGAUGCAUUCCCUAGAUUGGAAGAGCUUGAGUUAUGUGAAAUGCCCAGAUUGUUGCAUCUAUGGGGAGGAAAUCCUCAACCUAACAACGCUUUUCAAAAUCUGAAGACUCUAAAACUAUCAGAAUGUGGCAGUUUAGAUAAUUCAUGGUCAUCUUCAGUGUCUUUCCAAAAUUUGUUGAGUUUGCAAGUAUCAAAGUGUGAUGGAUUGAGAUAUUUGCUAAGCCUUUCAAAAGCUAAAACUCUGAAGUGGCUUACAAAUAUGAAUAUAUCUGAAUGCAAAAUGAUGGAUCAAAUUAUAUCCAGUUUGGAAGGUGAAAUGGUGGAGGAUUCAAUUGCUUUCAACUAUUUGAAUAAUUUGGAAAUUCAUUGUUUACCAAGCCUUACAAGCUUUUGUGGUGGAGAUAUUAGUCUUGAUUUUCCAUCAUUGAGAAAAGUAAUUGUCAAACAAUGCUUGAAGAUGGAGACUUUUUCUCUUGGAGUUUUAAGCACGCCAAUGCUACAAGCGUUACAAUUGAUAGAAGGAGAGGAUGAAGUUGAAGAAUGUGGGGAAGGCAACCCUGAACUUAAUUCUGCCAUACAGCAACUGUUCAAUAAAAGGAAUGUGCAGAGUUCUAAGGAAGAUUAAGGCCAUUCUUCAUGUGGAAGCUGGAAUUUGUUUAUAUUGCUUCAGAUAGACUAUAGCUCCAUUUUCCUGAAGAGGAAGAUGUUUUUUCAUUCUGCUAUCCUCAUUGAUGUUGUCUUGAAAUUUGGUUGAAUAGAGUAGUGCUCUCUUAGCACAUUCAUCCUGUUGCUUUACUGCUUGGAUUUGUUUUAUUCAUUCGGAAUUCUGCAGUUGUCCAACAAUUUUUCAAUACGCUGUUUGUGAAUUUCUGUUUUAAUGCAUUAUUGGCUCUAUCAACAUUGAGUUUCUGGUCUAUUUCCAUGAUUUUGUGAUAAAUUACUAUAUUUUCUCUGUUUCUUUUAAAUUGACUAAUGUCAAAUAGAAAACUUUUCUGCUUCAUCAUUUUCUGAUCUUCCAAAACCUUAAACUGAAAAAAUUGAGCUCAAAUUCUGCAACUCACCACUGGAAAUCACAAGUGUCGUUCGCUGUAGGUACUCAUGAACUUGAAGAUCUGACAGGUUUAUUUUUCUUAUCCUUUACCUUUCAUUUCUAUUAAGAAAGAUGAUUCUGCCGAAUGCAAGAAGAAUUUAAAUCCUGAGUAUGUUUGCUGGUAAAGAAUUUUAAAUUGCUUGUAAGUUGGUUGCUUGCUUUGAUCUCAAAAUUUAUGUUUAGUCAUGUAUCUAUCAAACUUGUUCUUUUUGAAGUUGUUCUUUUUUGUUCACUGGUGUAACUCCAAUGCUUAAAGAAGUCAUCAGAGGAGCGUUUUUCCAUUGUAAAAAAGGACAUCCUUUUUUGUACCAUUUCCGAACAAGUUGACAAAUUUCCUGGAUACAUAAAAAGAGAUCCUUUCUUUUCAUCACUUUUGACAUGUUUAAAAAGAAUAGUGAGGACUAUAACAUUUAUUAUAGCUUUUUAAUAAGUUAAACUCUUUGGAGACUGUGCAGAUAUCUACUUAUUAAAACUUCCAGUAUGUUUUUCGUGGUUAUUUUACAGAUAGCUCUUCUUCUAAUUAGAAAUAGGGCCUGAUAUGGACGUGCAAGGCAAUGAUACACUCUGCCUGGGGUCCUUAAUUAAAAGAUUUAGAUCAAAACUGGUAAAUGCCACAAACACUAUGCUUAAUCUUGAACAAUAAAUUUCUUGGGUUAUUUUGCAGAGUUUGGCUUCAAAAGUUAUUUAUGGUAAGACAAGUGAGCAUAAUGGUUGCAUUGUAGUUGAAGAUCCCCACAUUUGCAUUUUAGUGAAGGUUUCUGCUACUGCUUUUGUGAAAUUUGUUGAGAGGUGUUUGUGACCAAUUGUUGAAAUUUUGGCAGCUGGAGAGUUAUGUUAGGGUUCUGUUGAAAGCUUUACAAAACUUAAGAUUUUCAAGCCUAUUGCCUGUAGGCAUGGUUUGUGGAGACUAGAAGGAAGCUGUGAUUUCAGAGACAUGGAGCUCCAUUUUGAUUUGGAAGCCAAUGAUAGAUACACUCCCUUAUUAAAGAACUGUCUUAUGAAGCCACAAGAAGGAUCCAUUGCUUCACCUCCUUAAAGAGCUAUAUAUGACAGAGCUUCCAGAUCCUAACGUAAAGCCAUAACAUCCUAAUAUGAGAUGAGGAGUUGAAGCACAACAAUGCACGCAUUCAGCUCUUAAAAUUCGAUGGUUGUUUCCUUCUCAAGUAAUCAUUGUAAGAGGCCAAUUUCCUUCUUCUCCAAAAUUAUGUGGGCUUGGUGGGUCAUCAGUGGCCUGGCUUGAUGGGGUGUUAGUGGGUUCGUCUUAGGUGGGCUUGCAGGAUGGGUUGUUGCAUUUAGACAAGCCACACAGCCUGUAAAGCUAUAGGACUAAAAACAUACUGAGUUCACCAAUGCACUGUAUUUUAUUUCAAUCAAAACAGAGGCUGAUGAAUGACAGAACUCACCACAUGCACAUAAAAAAUGUAACUUUUCAUUCAUUCUGCUAUUAACAUAAUGUAUGAAGUAGUAAUUUAUAUACAUAAUUUCCUUAUAAACCUCAAUUCAAUAACCCUCUUUCAGUUUCCCCUCUGAAAUGAGCCAUUCUCCACUUCCAGCUCCGAGCAAGCUGACGAUUUCAUCUUCACCGAAGGAUGGCUUCAACAAGCUUCAUGGUUUGGAGAGUUCACUUGCUUCAUUCCUAUCAAACCAUUGCAAGAACUGAAAGUAGUUUUGAUAUUGCUAAGGAUGAUGAGGGUACAACUAGUCCUAGUUGGAAGGUUACUGGUCAAUUAGAUAUUGAGCAACAGUUUCUUACAAAGACUUACCAGGGGCCUUGGACCAAGAAACUGGAAGGAGUGACAGUGAGAAUUUGGGGAAAACUAUCUCUUGACCACGUCAUGCCAUUUCUGAGGGAUUCUCUACAGCCAAAAAAAUAAUCCAAGUGGAACUACAGUGGCCCAUUGUUGUAUUGCCAAAGGAGAGAGGCAAAUCAUUUUCAGCAGAGGAUACAUCUGGAGCAGUGGUCCAACACAAGGGACACGUUAAUGUUACUUAAGCAGAACUGAGCCCCUAGUUGGUGUUAUGUGUUUGCCGGAUGGUUAGCUUCUCUUCUAAUCAGCAAUGGAGCAAGAUUUGGAUGUGGAAGGGAAUGAUACUUUCUGCCUGGGGAAGCGUUAAUUAGAAGAUUUAGACCAACGCUGGUAAAUGCCACAAAGACUAUGCUUGGAUCUGGAAUGAUGAAAUUCUGGAGUUACGUGUCAGAAUUGGAUUUCAAAAGUUAUGUGUGGUUGAAGAUUUUAGCUGGACUCCUACAGUUGCAAAAGGUUUCUGCACAGCUUCAUGAAAAUUUUCAAGUGGUGUUGGUGCUGAAGCCUUUUUCAAAGCCUAUGAUUUGCAAGCCUGCAGGAAUUGUUUGUAGUUUUUUGCUAAUAUUUCAUGUUACUGAUGUUGAGGCUAGAAGGAAGUUUCGAUAUAUUUUAUUCUUUGAAAGUCUUGUUUCUGCAGCUAAUUUUCACUUUCUCUGUUAAAAUUUAACUGCUUUCACUUCUAGCAAUGGCAUAAAUUCAUUAUCCAUUGAGCAGUUAUCAAUGUUUUCUAAAAGUCCAGUCGGUUGUGUUUGGUGGACAGGUGCUCUUCUAACAAUGGCAUAAAUUCAUUAUCCAUGGAGCUCCAUUUUGAUUCCAAAGGCAAUGAUACACUCCCUUAAAGAUUGAAUUGUCUUGAGAAGCCACAACAGGAUAUAUAUAUUGUGUGUUUUCCAGAUGGUUUUCUUUCCA